AGUUCGGGAACUUCUGCAGUCUUUCUUCUCAAGCUUCUGGAAGAGUUGAGUUGUUUAAAGAGAUGCGGGCAAUUGCAUGGAGAUAUUUGUUCUUCUACUUCCCGGCAGACGUAUUUAUGAUUCUUUCACUGCCACAGGUCCUCUUUUUUGCUAUUGUUCCAAAACUAAAUGCUUCAAGGGUUUUGGGUGCAACAAAAUCAUUGAACUUCACAGUUGUCUUUCAAUAUGUGCUGAGGUUCCUUCGCAUAUGUUCCUUAUUGAAAAAAACUACAAGCAAUUCGGGCAUCCUCGCUGGAACUGCAUGGGUUAAUCUCUUUCUAUUCAUGCUCGCUAGUCAUCUUGUCGGAGCCUUUUGGUAUUUGUUUUCUAUAGAAAGGAACGUAACUUGCUGGAGUGAAGCAUGUAAAAAUCAUGCCGGAGUGAUACGAAGCGAUAUGUUUGCAUGGGUGCAAUCCAAAGUCACCGAUGGCAAGAAAGCACGGGAGUUAGCAUGGAGAAUUUUUUUCUGACUCUUCCCAGGGAUCUCAGGAGUGAUACAAAGCGAUAUAUUUGCAUGGGUGCAAUCCUUAAAGUGCCAUUCUUUGAAAAUAUGGAGGAACGACUGUUGAAUAUACUGUAUGACAGUCUGAAGCCAAUUCUCUAUUCCGAGGGAAGCUACAUUGUUCGGGAAGGAGAUCCAGUGGAAUCGUUGGUAUUGAUAAUGCGAGGUACGGUAUUGAAUACGACCGUGAGUGAUGGAAGGCACUCCAGUUCUGCAGAUCUCAAGGUUGGUGACUUCUGUUGCGAAGAACUUCUCAUAUGGUUUGUUGAUCCCAGCGCAUCCUUGUUUAAUCUUCCCAACUCCACACGAACUUCCCGUGCUUGUUGUGAAGUGGAAGCGUUUACUUUAAAAGCAGAGGACCUGAAGUUUGUAGCCACCCGUUCAGAAGGUCUGCUGGCAAGCGGGCACAGCACACAUUUAGGUUUUAUUCACGGCAGUGGAGGACUUGGGGAGCAUGUUAUAUACAGGGAGCUUGGCGGCGCUAUUGCAAGAAAAAACUCAGAAAAGUCUCUGCGGAAAGAGGAGAAUAGGUUGCAAGAUUCACUGGCCGAGGCUGGUGGUGGCUCCCCAGCUCUAGGUUCGGCCAUUUAUGCCUUGCGUUUUGCGGCUAAUGCACUUAGUCAUGUACGGAAUAGUGACCACCGCAGGCCCAAGCUAGUUGAGAAGCCAGCUGAUUUAAACGAUUCCGAGUAAAAACAGCUAAUAAGCUAGUUAGGUGUGGAACAAAUGAAUCAACGACAGCCUCCGGCAUUAGCAUGGAGAUAUUGUUGAACGACUUACAAACAUGGUACGGAAAAUGUGUUAAAGAGUUGCACUGUUGCAUUUUGUUUAAGUGUACCAAUUUCUGUUAAGUGUUUUGUAUACGGCAAUGUCCGAUUGUUUUUCA
This is a messenger RNA of Pyrus x bretschneideri (Chinese white pear), 1427 nucleotides long. Its product is annotated as cyclic nucleotide-gated ion channel 1-like. Bases 443 to 1234 code for a protein of 263 amino acids. The transcript has 6 exons. The record is from RefSeq and is a predicted model, not a curated record. Lineage: Eukaryota; Viridiplantae; Streptophyta; Magnoliopsida; Rosales; Rosaceae.